ACUAGUUUAAAAGGUAGUUAUUUAGAAACAUUUAAACUGACUGGAAGAUGUGCAAAUUAUGCUUGAGAUACACCUAAAAGUAAGGGUAUUCAAUUUGAUUUCUAUUGAAGCACCCAGGCAUAUGAAAUGAGUACAACUCUCUCUUUGUAGUUAUCACGUUGACAUUCUGUUCUCCAUCACAGGGACCGAUGAGAAAUAUGUGCAGUAUGUUAUGCCUGAUCGCAGAUUGACUAGCAUAGUCUGAAAAGAGGCUGUGGCUGAUGUGAGCAAGAUCAGUCUAAUUGCUCUCCCUGCAUCAGCAGCAUCUAUAGAGCAUCCUGGGAAUUGCUUGCCCUAGGAUCUGAGCAGCUGGUCACAUGAGUCUGAAUUUUCAGUUCAGUUCAUUAGUCAGCCAUUUUGGUCAACACCCUGCUUGCUGCGCACAACCAAUCCUGUUAGCACUCUGUGUCCAGGCUUAUCGGGUGAGACAGACUAGUAGGGAUUCUAGCAAUUCUGGAUAUCUGUUCUUAUAGACUUAUAUUAUUUUGUUUUUUCUUAGUUUUGGUAACUAGCAAAGGAAGCUUUUUUCUAAUGCAGUGGCCAGGUUUUCUGUAGUUGCUUAGGAUUAAUAGCAUCUAGCACAGCUGAGGAAAAAGAUAGUUAAGGAAGAGAGAGGAGGAGGAGACGGAGAAGAGGAGCAUCAUUUAUACCUUGCUUUUUCAUACAGAAGCUGUCGCAGUUUGUGAUUUGAGCAUAUUUGUUCUUACGCAGCCAGGUAUUUCUUCUUCUCAUCAUCAGAAGGCUUUUCCUUUUAGUUCUUUUUUGUUGUACCAGCUGAGUCAUCAUGUCUGCCCUGACGCCUCAAAGCGAUAUGCCAACCCCCACUACAGACAAGAUCACGCAGGCUGCCAUGGAGACCAUUUAUCUUUGCAAAUUCCGAGUGUCUAUGGAUGGAGAAUGGCUUUGCCUGCGCGAGCUGGAUGACAUCUCACUUACCCCCGACCCAGAACCUACCCAUGAAGACUCUUGGGAGGAUUUGACAGAUUUGGUGGAGCAAUUGCGGGAUGAUACUGAAGAUCCUAAUUAUCUUAUGGCUAAUGAGCGUAUGAAUCUGAUGAAUAUGGCCAAACUGAGCAUAAAGGGAUUGAUUGAAUCGGCGCUUAACCUGGGCAGAACACUGGACUCUGACUAUGCACCUCUUCAGCAGUUCUUUGUAGUGAUGGAACACUGCCUUAAACAUGGCUUGAAAGCCAAGAAGACUUUUCUUGGACAAAAUAAGUCGUUUUGGGGACCUCUGGAGCUGGUAGAGAAGCUUGUUCCUGAAGCUGGAGAGAUCACAGCAAGUGUUAAAGAUCUGCCGGGGCUUAAGACACCUGCAGGUAGAGGAAGAGCUUGGCUUCGCUUGGCCUUAAUGCAGAAGAAACUUUCAGAAUAUAUGAAGGCUUUGAUUAAUAGAAAGGAUCUUCUCAGUGAAUUUUAUGAACCUAAUGCUCUCAUAAUGGAAGAAGAAGGUCACAUAAUUGCUGGCCUCCUAGUAGGAUUGAAUGUCAUAGAUGCAAACUUCUGCAUGAAAGGAGAAGACUUGGAUUCACAGGUUGGAGUUAUUGAUUUUUCAAUGUACUUGAAGGAUGGGAAUAGCAGUAAGGGCAAUGAAGGAGAUGGUCAAAUAACUGCUAUUCUGGACCAGAAAAAUUAUGUAGAAGAGCUCAAUAGACACUUAAGUGCUACCGUAAACAAUCUGCAGGCAAAAGUGGAUGCUUUAGAAAAAUCCAACACUAAACUUACUGAGGAGCUGGCAGUUGCAAACAAUAGGAUUAUAACACUGCAAGAAGAGAUGGAGCGAGUUAAAGAAGAAAGUUCUUUCCUCUUGGAAUCUAAUCGUAAGGUAACUAAGCAAGACAGAACUACAGAUGGAGUUGCACUAAGUGAAGCACGGAAACAGUUAAAGGAGGAGACUCAGUUACGGCUGGAUGUGGAAAAAGAACUAGAGGUGCAGAUUGGCAUGAGACAGGAGAUGGAGCUGGCCAUGAAGAUGCUGGAAAAAGAUGUUUGUGAGAAGCAGGAUGCAUUAGUGGCACUCAGGCAGCAACUAGAUGAUCUCAGGGCACUAAAACAUGAACUUUCCUUCAAGCUACAGAGUUCAGACCUGGGAGCAAAACAGAAGAGUGAAUUAAACAGCCGUUUGGAGGAGAAGACAAAUCAGAUGGCUGCUACUAUAAAACAGCUUGAACAAAGAUUGCGACAGGCAGAGAGAGAACGGCAAUCUGCCGAGGAGGACAACCGGCUUUUCAAGCAAGAAUUUGGUGACAAGAUCAACAGUCUUCAGAUGGAAGUGGAACAGCUCACCAAGCAGCGGAGCCAUCUUGAACAAGAAUUGAAACGGGAAAGAGACAGAUGGUCACCAACCCACCAUGGCAUCCAAGAAAACAAAAGCAUGGUAGCCCAAGAAAAGGGCUGCCAAAAACCACAAUUAAAAAUGGAUGGGAAGCACAAAAUCCAGGAAGAGAAUGCUAGACUCGGAGAACCAGGAAGAGGGGAAAAUGCUGUUCUUCCCAACAAAAUGCAGCCUGUCACACAAGAAGAGCAGGAACUCUCACAUGGACCUGGGAAAUCACAACUAUGUCAGCUGUGCCAAGAAGAAGGCAGCCUCAUCAAAAUAAAGCACAUCUGCAAGAAUUGUGGUGGAGUCUUCUGUGACACCUGUUCAGCUAAUGAACUGCCCCUUCCAUCCAGCAUCAAGCCAGAGUGUGUUUGCAACAUGUGUCACAAACAGCUGAUGCAGCAGUAUUCAACAAGCCCAUUGUAGGACUCCACACGAGACAUUGCUGACCAUUCAAGGCUUGGUGCAGCUAUAAAAUAUUGUAGCUAUGCUCAGCUCUGGGGCUGUUCUAGCGAGUUUAUAGCAAAGAAUCUCUUAUCUCUGUACUUGCGAGGUCAAGGAAAGUACAUUAUUGUACUCACAUUGUCACAACUGUCAACUUAAAAUACUGACCUGAGCCUUCCUUAAGGAAAACACACCCAUUUUCAGGCAUGAGCUGCUCUAAAGAACUGUUCAGAAAAGCCUUAAUACUAUGGCAAGAGGCACAAACACCAGUACAGUUAAGCACUUUGUUGGAAGGUAAAAUGGAACAAAACUGAUAACUGAAAAGAUGAGAAGGUACUUUCACCAGCUUGCGUGGUUCUGCCUGAAACACUUUCCUUUUUCCUUUCUGUCUUCUCUAGUUCUGUUGAACUGAGAUGCUCCAGUUAAGAGAGAAAUUGCACGAAAGAGCUGAGCAAUAAAUGUGGGAUUUACUUAAUUCAGUGCUCAGUUGGUCUUGUUUAGGCAUGUGGAGUAAAACAUUAAAAGUUGAAAGGAAAGAUUUAAAAAUAUUUGGGGGCUAUUUUAUUGUUUGAGUGAGAUGAGAAUUGAAUAGCAACCAUUUUGCUCAGUAUGCUUGAAUGUUCUCAUAGCAAAAUAUUAUUUAAAUAUAGCUUAUUUUGUUGUAAAAACAGAGGCCUCUGAACUUUGUAGUGGAGGCUUUCAUUGUGACUUAUGGAAGCUGUGACAUUCUAAAGUCCAUAAACCUGUUCUGUCUUGAUUUGAUAAUCAGGAUUUUGAUUCCAAAAUAUUUAAAUGGAAAAAAUACUGGUCUUCCUUUAAACAGAAUAUUUGGGGGCAUGUUUGUACAGUGAUGUACUGCUCCUGCAAAUACAGUGCACAUGAAUCACUGGCAUAAUAUAGCUGUUAUUCAAACAGCCAAGAUUUAGUCAUGUUAGACUUAUGACUUUUUUAGCCACACGAAGUGGCGGCUGCUACCACGGGGUUCAGAGGUGCUGAUGUGAAAUUCACUUUCAAAUAGGCUUUAUGGUUUUCAUAGAAAGAUAACCUGACAUAGAAGCCUUAACUGAGACUUUCUGUGCUACAACAAAAGGUGACACCUUCCUUCUGAAGUGUACAGAGGGCUCUGGCCUCCCCUCGUGCCACCAUGUUUAAACAGCAAAAUCACAAAUACUGGUACACAUUCCUCCAUAAAGAGAAAGAUGUAGUUCAAAUAAACUAAACCAUUAAGACCACAGAAUGUAUUAUAAUCUUUAGAAAACAGACAUAUAUAUUUAUAUCUGUUGGGGAGCGUUGCAUUAAUUUUUGUACAAAUCUAUAGUUAGAAAACCUGUUCCUCCAAAAGUGAUUAUAUGCAAAUUAAAUGUUAGAACUACAUUGAGAGUUGAAGCCACUUUCCUGAGCCAGUGAGGGUGAUGAGCGUAUAAUCUAGUCUGGGUCUCCCUCUGAGUGCAAGGAGCUAGCUAGGCUUAUUUCACAUAAGCCAACCAACAACAGCGAGUGAAUGGAACUCAGGAAAGCAGGGGGAACAAAGGAAUACAUUACAAGUUCAACUGGAAGUGCUUUUUAUUAAGUUUUCUUGUAAGAAUAGUAAAUAUCUGAUCUUUUCCUGCAAUUGGUAACUUUAGAAGCAUUAAGUUUUUAAUUCUUAAGAGGUAAAAUAGCUUUGUGUUUGGAAUCUGAGUGGGAGAUAAAGUGAACCUUUUUUCCAGGAAGAGACAAGAUCACCAAUAAAAAGUCAUGGACAGCCCUCUUGCAGCACUGGAAAAGAUACUGGGCUAAUCUUAGCCUGAAGGUGAGGUUGAUUGCUUUUGCAGGGUGUAUGUUUAGUAAUGCUCACAAAGCUACAGAACUUAAUCUGCUAGUUGAGUUGGUUUUGUUUUUCUGCUAGUCAGACUAGAAACAAAUUUAAGCAUUUGAAUGUUAAACUGGAAACAUAGUAUUUAAUUUUAAUGUAUAAAUACUGACACGUCUCUAGAGUGUGAUUAGAAGCUCAAAUAGAUUAUUCUCCAGUUACUUUUUAAACCUUUUAGACUCUGAAACAGGAAAAUUGCUACCACCACUUUUACAUAAUGUUUCAAAAAGCAAGAUAGGAAACUCAGAACUUGGUCAUAAGUGACCAACUCUUUGCAAUCAACAUUGUAGCAAAUGAGUUAGUUACAGGUGUAAGUGCAACUUAAAUGGAGAGUCAGAAUUACAAUAUGGCCUCUGUCAUCCUCAGUAUUGGACUUGUAAAUGCAAUGGUUGUGACAUUACUGUAUUCACUCUACCACCUAAGGUAAUAAAUGUAAGCAUCUCUGAUCUAUUUUUGUUUGUAGGUAUAACCCUGAAAACUAAAGGGCAGGUGGGAAAGUGUUUUCUACCGGUUCUUCACCAAAAUAAAAUUGUUUAAAAUA
Molecule: messenger RNA, 5196 nt
Organism: Pelodiscus sinensis (Chinese soft-shelled turtle)
Lineage: Eukaryota; Metazoa; Chordata; Testudines; Trionychidae
Source: RefSeq, a predicted model, not a curated record